AAUAAUUGCAAAGUGAAGUGAAAAUUGUGAAAAGAAAUAUAAAAGAAAAUUUUCUGGAGGAUGGCCUCGCUAGAACCAACGCAAAAUAAAACAUGGGAUCUGUCGCUGUACGAGCUGCAGCGUAAGCCGCAGGAAAUAAUAACCGAUAGCACAGAAAUUGCCGUCUCGCCGCGCAGUUUGCACAGCGAGCUAAUGUGCCCCAUUUGCCUGGACAUGCUGAAGAAAACAAUGACGACCAAAGAGUGCUUGCAUCGCUUCUGCUCGGACUGCAUUGUGACCGCACUGCGUUCGGGUAACAAGGAGUGCCCCACUUGCCGCAAGAAGCUUGUUUCGAAACGCUCGCUGCGCGCUGAUCCCAAUUUUGAUUUGCUCAUCUCGAAAAUCUAUCCCAGCCGCGAGGAAUACGAGGCCUCCCAAGAGAAAAUAAUGGCCAAAUUCAAUCCAACACAAUCACAAAAGGCGCUUGUCAACUCCAUCAACGAGGGCAUCAAACUGCAGUCACAAAAUCGGCCGCAACGUUUUCGCACCAACAAGGGUGGUGGCGGUGGCCCUGCUGGUGGUGGUGGCGGUGGCGGUGGGAGUAAUAAUAGCGGCGGUGUUGGCGCUGCCAAUGCCACUCGUGCCGGAUCCAAUGCAGUGCAUGCCCAUGAUACCGCUUCCAAUGACAGCAACAGCAACACAAAUGGCAAUGAUCGCGAGCAACGUGAUGCCCCUCAAGCAACAGCUGUUGGAGCGGCACCUGGGCCGGCAGCCGCAGUUACAGCGACGCCAAUGACACCAAGCACUCCCACGGCUGCAACAUCGGCGGGUACUUCGGGCGCCAGCACUUCAUCAAGUCGCAUGCAAGUGGAUGAUGUAUCGAAUCCGCCAUCAGUGCGCAGCACCCCAUCCCCGGUUCCAUCGAAUUCGAGCAGUACAAAGCCCAAACGCGCCAUGUCUGUGAUGACCUCGGAACGCUCCGAAGAAUCCGAAUCGGACUCACAAAUGGAUUGCCGCACCGAAGGCGAUUCAAAUAUCGAUACCGAGGGCGAGGGCAAUGGCGAGCUGGGUAUUAAUGAUGAGAUCGAGCUGGUAUUCAAGCCGCAUCCCACAGAGAUGUCCGCAGAUAAUCAGCUAAUCAGAGCGCUCAAGGACAACUGCAUACGGUACAUAAAGACAACAGCGAAUGCCACCGUGGACCAUCUCAGCAAGUAUCUAGCGAUACGUCUAACGCUGGAUUUAGGCGCCGAUCUGCCAGAAGCCUGCCGGUUGCUCAACUUUUGCAUCUACGUCGCACCGCAGCCACAGCAGUUGGUCAUAUUGAAUGGCAACCAGACGCUGCAUCAGGUCAAUGAUAAGUUCUGGAAGGUGAACAAGCCCAUGGAAAUGUAUUAUUCGUGGAAGAAAACCUAAAGGGUUCCGUCUCCUA
Messenger RNA from Drosophila novamexicana, 1408 nucleotides. It is a transcript of the gene Sce, whose product is annotated as E3 ubiquitin-protein ligase RING1. Gene Ontology annotation, cellular component: PcG protein complex; ubiquitin ligase complex. Bases 61 to 1392 code for a protein of 443 amino acids. The transcript has 2 exons. NCBI's taxonomy places the organism in Eukaryota, Metazoa, Arthropoda, Insecta, Diptera, Drosophilidae. The record is from RefSeq and is a predicted model, not a curated record. Gene Ontology annotation, molecular function: chromatin binding; ubiquitin protein ligase activity.